Molecule: messenger RNA, 10179 nt
Organism: Pelobates fuscus (common spadefoot toad)
Lineage: Eukaryota; Metazoa; Chordata; Amphibia; Anura; Pelobatidae
Gene: TENM2
Product: teneurin transmembrane protein 2
Exons: 35
Coding region: 418-9057 (2879 amino acids)
Biological process (GO): neuron development; heterophilic cell-cell adhesion; signal transduction
Cellular component (GO): neuron projection; membrane
Molecular function (GO): protein homodimerization activity; protein heterodimerization activity; cell adhesion molecule binding
Source: RefSeq, a predicted model, not a curated record
UUGAUUCCGAAGCAGCUUCUACAAUACACAGAGCUGCUGCGGGUGGCUUGCUUUAAUAGUAACAGAGCGCUCACGUUCCUGUACUGGAGGACUUUAGAGGGGAAGAGGUACCCUGUUGUAGAUUGUGCUAUGGGAUAUCAUUGUGCUGUUCAACUCCUGGAACACUAAACGUGGCAGAGAGAGGGGCAGGCGGUUAGAAGUUACCGCAUAGAAUUGCAGUAGUGAACCUGCAGGACUAUCUGUUGGUUUGAAGCCUUUGUUGCAGAAGAUAUCCCAGUAAUUGCUCAGCUGCUCGGUGAGUGAAACAAGCUCUUCUCCGUUGGAGUUUGCAUUCGUGGACACAGCAUUUUCCGUUUAAGAGAGAUUUAAAAAAAAAAAAUCUGAGUCUGUUAAAGUAAAAUAUUUGCUAAGGAUAUCAUGGAUAUAAAAGAUCGAAGGCACAGAUCUUUGACAAGAGGACGUUGCAUGAAAGAAUGCCGUUAUACCAGCUCCUCAUUGGACAGUGAAGACUGCAGAGUGCCUACUCAGAAGUCCUACAGCUCCAGUGAAACAUUAAAGGCUUAUGAUCAUGAAAACAGAAUGCAUUAUGGGAAUCGUGUUUCUGAACUUGUUCACAGAGAGUCUGAUGAAUUUCCAAGGCAAGGAACUAACUUCACACUGGCAGAACUAGGGAUUUGUGAACCUUCCUCUCAUAGAGGCAACUACUGCUCGGAUAUUGGAAUACUUCACCAAGGUUUUCCACUGAGUACAGGGUCUGACGCUGAUUCUGAUACAGAGGGAGGGAUGUCUCCAGAACAUGCUAUACGUUUAUGGGGUAGAGGAAUUAAAUCCAGGCGUAGCUCCGGCUUAUCGAGUCGUGAAAAUUCAGCCCUGACAUUGACUGACUCUGAUAACGAAAAUAAAUCAGACGAGGAGAACGAUGCAUAUCUCAAUGGGCAGAAGAUGAGAUCUCAAGGGGAACAGUUGUCACUGCAGGACAUACCAGAUAACUGGAAGGAAAGUCCAAAUUCAAAAUGCUGUUAUUCUGAGAGCAGUGGAGUCACAAAAUUAGGAAACCAUACAAACAGUCGCUACCCAAAAACUCCCUGUCAUCUGGAUCUCUACUCUGAAGGUCGCCCCAUCCCAUCUACAUCUUCGUCUAGCCUACUACCAUCUGCACAACUGCCCAGUUCUCAUAAUCCUCAACCUGUUAGCUGCCAGAUGCCUCUGCUAGACAGCAAUACUUCUCAUCAAAUAAUGGACACCAACCCCGAUGAGGAGUUCUCCCCUAAUUCAUACCUGCUAAGGGCAUGUUCAGGUGCACAACAGGCUUCCAGCAGUGAUACACUAGGCAUUGGGACAAGACACUGUCGCUCAGCUACAACAGAAAUUCCUGAAGGACAAAGAGAGGGAAAUGGAGAGACUUAUAUAAUGUACCUCCAAACAGAGGCAUCUACACUGCUGAGGGAGGGAGAUUCAAAGCAGAGAUUUCUGGGAGGGCCAUCAAAUCAUCACAGCCAGUCAACACUUCGGCCACCCCUUCCUCCUCCUCACAAUCACACUUUGUCCCACCAUCACUCUUCAGCUAACUCUCUCAACAAGAACUCACUGACUAAUCGGAGAAACCAGAUACAUGCACCAGCACCACAGCCAAAUGAUCUGGCAACUACUCCAGAAUCUGUGCAACUUCAGGACAGUUGGGUACUCAACAGUAACGUGCCACUCGAGACCAGGCAUUUCUUGUUUAAGACAUCGUCUGGAACUACACCUUUGUUUAGCAGCUCAUCUCCUGGAUAUCCUUUAACAUCGGGAACUGUUUACACUCCUCCUCCAAGGCUCCUGCCCAGAAACACUUUCUCCAGAAAUGCCUUCAAGCUAAAGAAGCCGUCCAAAUACUGUAGCUGGAAAUGUGCUGCCUUAUCGGCUAUUGCUGCUGCAGUUCUUCUAGCGAUAUUGUUGGCGUACUUCAUCGCAAUGCAUCUGCUUGGACUUAACUGGCAGCUCCAGCCAGCAGACGGACAUACCUUUAACAACGGAAUAAGGACAGGCAGUGAAGAUGUUGCAACAAUGCCAUCUGGAGGCAAAGGACCUUGGAUUACAACAAGAAAUAGCAGCAUAGACAAUGGAGAAGUAGAAAUUGGACGCAGAAUCACCCAGGAAGUGCCAGCAGGAGUGUUUUGGAGAUCUCACAUCCACAUCAUUCAGCCGCAGUUUCUCAAAUUUAAUAUCUCCUUAGGGAAAGAUGCACUUUUUGGUGUCUACAUCAGGAGGGGCUUUCCACCUUCUCAUGCUCAGUAUGACUUUAUGGAGCGUCUGGAUGGAAAAGAGAAGUGGAGCGUUGUAGAGUCUCCAAGAGAACGACGCAGCAUUCAAACCUUGGUGCAAAACGAAGCUGUGUUUGUCCAGUACUUGGACGUUGGCUUUUGGCACUUGGCUUUUUACAAUGAUGGCAAGGACAAGGAGAUUGUAUCCUUCAACACCGUCGUCCUAGACUCUGUUCAAGAUUGUCCUCGAAAUUGCCAUGGCAAUGGGGAAUGUGUGUCUGGGGUCUGUCAUUGCUUUCCUGGAUUCCACGGAGCUGAUUGCGCAAAAGCUGCAUGCCCGGUUUUGUGUAGCGGUAAUGGACAAUACUCCAAAGGAGCCUGCAUCUGUUACAGUGGAUGGAAAGGAGCAGAAUGUGAUGUACCCAGCAGUCAGUGCAUUGACCCCUCAUGUGGGGGCCAUGGUUCUUGCAUGGGAGGAAACUGUGUGUGCUCUCUGGGAUUCAAGGGAGAAAACUGUGAAGAAGGUGACUGUAUGGACCCAAAUUGCUCUAAUCAUGGGGUUUGUGUGAACAAAGAAUGUCUCUGCAGUCCGGGUUGGGGUGGUCAGAGCUGUGAACUUCCAAGAACUCAGUGUCCAGAUCAAUGCAGUGGCCAUGGGACAUACCUCACCGACACAGGUCUGUGUAGCUGUGAUCCUAACUGGAUGGGUCCUGAUUGCUCUGUUGAGGUAUGCUCAGUGGACUGUGGUACUCACGGUGUUUGCAUUGGCGGAGCAUGUCGCUGCGAGGAAGGUUGGACUGGAGUGGCAUGUGACCAACGCGUUUGUCACCCUCGUUGCACUGAACACGGAUCUUGCAAAGAUGGAAAAUGUGAAUGCAGAGAGGGAUGGAAUGGGGAGCACUGCACCAUUGAUGGCUGCCCUGAUCUUUGCAAUGGCAAUGGGAGAUGUACACUCGGUCAGAACAGCUGGCAGUGUAUCUGCCAGACCGGCUGGAGAGGUUCGGGAUGCAAUGUUGCCAUGGAAACAUCUUGUGCAGAUAACAAGGAUAAUGAGGGAGAUGGCCUUGUGGAUUGCUUGGACCCCGAUUGUUGUCUCCAAUCAACUUGCCAAUCAAGCAUACUCUGUCGUGGAUCACGUGAUCCUUUAGAUAUCAUACAACAAAGCCAGCAAAAUUCACCAGCAGUAAAAUCAUUUUAUGACAGAAUCAAACUUUUGGUUGGAAAAGACAGCACACACAUAAUUCCUGGAGAAAAUCCUUUCAACAGCAGUCUUGUUUCCCUAAUACGUGGACAAGUUAUGACCACUGAUGGAACACCACUUGUUGGAGUUAAUGUGUCAUUUGUGAAAUAUCCAAGAUAUGGAUAUACCAUAACACGUCAAGACGGCACGUUUGACUUAAUAGCCAAUGGCGGAGCAUCCUUAACUCUUCACUUCGAGCGAGCGCCUUUUAUGAGCCAGGAGAGGACUGUGUGGCUACCAUGGAAUAGUUUUUACGCUAUGGAUACAUUAGCAUUGAAAACAGAAGAAAACACGAUUCCUAGUUGUGACUUAAGUGGCUUUGUGAGGCCUGAUCCGGUUAUAAUAUCUUCUCCACUUUCAACAUUUUUCAGUUCUUCUCCGAGAAGGAAUCCAAUAGUUCCAGAAACACAGGUUCUCCAUGAAGAGAUAGAAAUGAUGGGAUCUAAUUUGAAACUUUGUUAUCUGAGUUCGCGUACAUCUGAAUAUAAGUCCUUGCUGAAAAUCAUUAUGACUCAGACAAUGGUCCCAUUAAAUCUUAUCAAAGUUCACCUGAUGGUAGCCGUUGAAGGUCAUUUAUUUCAAAAAACAUUCCAAGCAUCACCAAAUUUGGCCUACACUUUUGUCUGGGAUAAGCAUGAUGCAUAUGGUCAGAGAGUGUAUGGCCUCUCAGAUGCUGUGGUGUCUGUAGGCUUUGAAUAUGAAACAUGCCUCAGUUUAAUUUUAUGGGAGAAAAGAACUGCGACAUUGCAAGGAUUUGAACUGGAUCCCUCAAAUCUUGGUGGCUGGUCUUUAGACAAGCAUCAUAUAUUAAAUGUUAGAAGUGGGAUACUACAUAAAGGUAGCGGAGAAAACCAAUUUCUUACACAGCAGCCUGCUGUGAUCACAAGUAUUAUGGGUAAUGGCAGAAGGAGGAGUAUAUCUUGCCCGAGCUGUAACGGACUUGCAGAAGGAAACAAACUGUUGGCUCCUGUAGCUUUGGCUGUUGGAAUUGAUGGGAGCCUCUUCGUGGGAGACUUUAAUUAUAUCAGACGCAUCUUUCCCUCCAGAAAUGUCACCAGUAUUUUGGAACUUCGAAACAAAGAAUUUAAACAUAGCAACAACAUUGCCCACAAAUAUUACCUGGCUGUAGACCCUGUGUCAGGCUCAAUAUUUUUGUCCGAUACCAACAGUCGCAGAAUUUUUAAAAUCAAGUCACUGACAGGUGCUAAAGAUAUCGCAACCAAUUUGGAAGUCAUAGCUGGAAAUGGAGAGCAAUGUAUGCCCUUUGACGAAGCCAGGUGCGGCAAUGGAGGAAAAGCAGUCGAUGCCAUUCUGACAAACCCUCGAGGUAUUGCAGUCGAUAAAAACGGACUCAUUUACUUUGUUGAUGCAACCAUGAUACGUAAAGUUGACCAAAAUGGAAUCAUAUCUACUCUGCUAGGAUCUAAUGACCUUGCAGCCGGUCGUCCACUGAGCUGUGAUUCAAGUAUGGACAUCACACAGGUGCGUAUGGAAUGGCCAACAGAUCUAGCUGUGAACCCAAUGGAUAAUUCUCUUUACGUGCUUGAGAACAAUGUUAUACUGCGGAUAACGGAAAAUCAUCAAGUCAGCAUCAUAGCGGGUCGGCCUAUGCAUUGCCAGGUACCUGGAAUAGACUAUUCUCUCAGCAAGCUGGCUAUUCAUUCUGCACUGGAAUCAGCAAGUGCCAUAGCUAUUUCCCACACUGGGAUCCUUUACAUUGCAGAAACAAAUGAAAAGAAGAUUAAUCGGAUAAGGCAAGUAACAACAAAUGGAGAAAUUUCUUUACUAGCUGGGGCAGCAUCCGACUGCAACUGCAAAGAUGAUGUCAACUGCAAUUGUUAUGCUGGAGAUGAUGGUUAUGCCACGGAUGCUUUUUUAUACUCACCUUCAUCUUUAGCAGUGGCACCUGAUGGCACAGUGUACAUAGCAGAUCUUGGGAACAUUCGUAUAAGGGCAGUUCUUCAGAAUAAACCUGUUCUAACAGCAUUUAAUCAAUAUGAAGUUGCAUCUCCAGGGGAACAGGAACUCUAUAUCUUCAAUAUCAACGGGAUUCACCAAUACACUCAAAGCCUUGUGACCGGAGAAUAUUUAUACAAUUUUACUUACAGCGCCGAUAAUGAUAUCAUAGAAGUGAUUGAUAAUAGCGGAAAUUCUUUGAAGAUUCGUAGAGACACAAAUGGUACACCAAGACAUUUUCUAAUGCCAGACAAUCAGAUCAUCACCUUGGCACUCACAACCAAUGGAGGAUUAAAGUUAGUCUCAACACAAAAUAUGGAACUUGCCUUAAUGACUUAUGAUGGAAAUACUGGUCUUUUAGCAACAAAAAGUGACGAGACAGGCUGGACAAAUUUUUAUGACUACGACAAUGAAGGCCGCUUGACGAAUGUAACACGGCCAACCGGAGUUGUUACCAGUCUCCACCGUGAAAUGGAAAAAUCCAUUACUAUUGACAUCGAAAAUUCCAACCGGGAUGAUGAUGUCACUGUUAUCACCAACCUUUCUUCCGUUGAGGCAUCAUACACUGUUGUUCAAGAUCAAGUGAGAAACAGCUAUCAGUUAUGUAGUAAUGGAACCCUGCGGGUGAUGUAUGCCAAUGGUAUGGGCAUCAGUUUCCAUAGUGAACCUCAUGUACUCACUGGUACAGUGACACCCACAAUCGGAAGGCGGAAUAUCUCACUGCCUAUGGAAAAUGGGCUAAAUUCAAUAGAGUGGCGUCUACGGAAAGAGCAGACAAAAGGGAAAGUGACUGUGUUUGGGAGAAAACUUCGAGUCCGAGGACGAAACCUGUUGUCGAUUGAUUUUGACAGGAAUUCCCACACUGAAAAAAUAUACGAUGACCACAGAAAGUUUACAUUGAGGAUUGUUUAUGACCAACUAGGUCGGCCACUUCUGUGGCUUCCAAGCAGUGGGCUUGCCCCUGUCAAUGUGUCUUAUUUCUUCAAUGGAAGAUUAGCUGGUCUUCAGCGUGGUGCCAUGAGUGAAAGGACCGAGAUGGACAAGCAAGGCAGAAUCAUCUCACGGUCAUUUGCAGAUGGAAAAGUAUGGAGCUACACAUACUUAGAAAAAUCUAUGGUACUUCUUCUUCAAAGUCAAAGACAGUAUAUCUUUGAAUAUGAUUCUUCUGACCGCCUUUAUGCUGUCACCAUGCCUAGUGUUGCCCGACAUAGCAUGUCCACUCAUACAUCCAUUGGCUAUAUCAGGAACAUUUAUAAUCCACCAGAAAGCAAUGCCUCAAUCAUCUUUGAUUAUAGUGACGAUGGUAGAAUUUUAAAGACAUCAUUCCUUGGUACAGGUCGGCAGGUAUUUUACAAAUAUGGCAAGCUUUCAAAGUUAUCUGAGAUAGUUUAUGACAGUACUGCAGUCACCUUUGGAUAUGAUGAAACGACUGGAGUAUUAAAGAUGGUGAAUCUUCAAAGUGGUGGUUUUUCAUGCACAAUUCGCUAUAGAAAAAUAGGACCUCUUGUGGAUAAACAGAUUUACAGAUUCUCAGAAGAAGGUAUGGUGAAUGCAAGAUUUGAUUACACUUAUCACGAUAACAGUUUUCGAGUUGCUAGCAUCAAACCUAUCAUAAGUGAAACACCCCUACCUGUAGAAGUAUAUCGCUAUGAUGAUAUUUCUGGUAAAAUCGAGCAUUUUGGAAAAUUUGGGGUAAUUUAUUAUGAUGUUAAUCAGAUCAUUACUACAGCAGUAAUGACACUUACUAAACAUUUUGACACUCAUGGACGCAUUAAGGAAGUCCAGUAUGAAAUAUUUAGAUCUCUCAUGUAUUGGAUGACUGUCCAAUAUGACAGUAUGGGACGUGUAACAAAGAGAGAACUGAAGCUUGGCCCAUAUGCCAACACAACUAAGUACACAUACGAAUAUGAUGGAGAUGGUCAACUUCAAAGUGUAGCCGUAAACGACAGACCAACAUGGCGGUACAGUUAUGAUCUAAAUGGAAAUCUCCACUUAUUGAAUCCCGGAAAUAGUGCACGGUUGAUGCCUUUGCGUUAUGAUCUUAGAGAUAGAAUAACACGACUUGGGGAUGUGCAAUAUAAAAUUGAUGAUGAUGGAUUUUUGAACCAAAGAGGGUCUGAUAUGUUUGACUACAAUUCUAAAGGCCUUCUUACAAGAGCUUACAACAAAGCCAAUGGGUGGAAUGUUCAAUAUCGAUAUGAUGGAUUAGGACGUAGAGCAUCAUGGAAAACUAAUUUAGGCCAUCACCUACAAUUUUUCUAUGCUGACCUUCACAACCCAACAAGAGUUACUCAUGUUUAUAAUCACUCCAACUCUGAAAUUAUAUCUUUGUAUUAUGAUUUGCAAGGUCACCUUUUUGCAAUGGAAAGCAGCAGCGGAGAAGAGUAUUAUAUUGCUUCAGACAACACAGGAACACCAUUGGCAGCAUUUAGUAUCAAUGGAUUGAUGAUUAAACAAUUACAGUAUACUGCCUAUGGAGAGAUAUAUUUUGAUUCAAAUCCAAAUUUUCAGCUUGUGAUUGGGUUUCACGGAGGUCUAUAUGAUCCUUUAACGAAACUAGUGCAUUUUACCCAGCGAGAUUAUGAUGUUUUGGCCGGACGCUGGAUAUCUCCAGAUUAUACAAUGUGGAAAAAGAUUGGAAGAGAUCCAGCCCCAUUCAACUUAUACAUGUUUAAGAACAACAAUCCACUGAGCACUGAAAUGGACUUAAAAAAUUAUGUUACUGAUGUCCAAAGUUGGCUGGUGAUGUUUGGAUUCCAACUAAGCAAUAUCAUCCCUGGAUUUCCACGGUCAAAAAUGUAUUUUGUACCAGCCCCAUAUGAGCUGACUGAGAGUCAAGAAUGUGAAAACGGACAGCUAAUUACUGGUGUUCAACAGACCACUGAAAGACAUAAUCAAGCAUUUAUGGCACUAGAGGGUCAGACUAUUGUAAAACGACUGCAUGCAAAUAUUAGAGAGAAACCAGGGCAUUGGUUUGCAACAACAGUUCCUAUCAUUGGAAAAGGAAUAAUGUUUGCCAUCAAGGAAGGUAAAGUGACUACAGGAAUAUCAAGCAUCGCUAGCGAAGACAGUCGAAAAAUCGCUUUGGUGCUCAAUGGUGCCCAUUACCUGGAAAAAAUGUAUUACAACAUAGAAGGAAAGGACACACAUUAUUUUGUCAAAAUUGGCUCAUCGGACAGUGAUCUGGUCACCUUAGGGAUGACAAACGGUCGUAAAAUGCUAGACAGCGGAGUGAAUGUCACAGUUUCACAGCCUACGUUGCUUAUAAAUGGAAGGACUCGCAGGUUUACAAACAUUGAAUUUCAGCAUUUGGCACUGCUUCUAAAUAUACGGUAUGGAAUGACCACAGACACACUGGAUGAAGAAAGGGCACGUGUUCUUGACCAGGCCCGUCAACGAGCUUUGAGUUCAGCUUGGGCUAAAGAGCAACAAAAAGCAAGGGAUGGAAAAGAAGGUAGUCGUUUAUGGACUGAAGGGGAAAAACAACAGCUUUUGAAUACAGGAAGGGUUCAAGGAUAUGAGGGAUAUUAUGUGCUACCUGUGGAGCAGUACCCAGAGCUAGCAGACAGUAGCAGUAACAUCCAGUUCUUGAGACAGAAUGAAAUGGGAAAGAGGUAACAAAUUAAUCUGCUGUCAUCCUUUGCAGGAUGAGUCAGUAGCUGAAACUGUUAUCUCCUCUCCUAAGGAGAUGAAGACCUAAAUGGGGCACUAGGCUGAAUUGUUUUCUGAGACAGUUAAGUAGCAAGAAAGCUCACAUUUUUUGAGUUAAACGCUACUGAAAACUACACAUUCAAGUGGACUUAAGCCUGAUUAAAAAAACAAAAAACAAAAACAAGCAAACAAACAAAACACAACUAAACACAAAAGUACCCCUGUGAUAUUACCCACUUCUUCUGGGUAUCCAUUUAAAAACAACCACAACAACAAAAAUGACAUGGCCUCUGAGCAUCUCUCAGCUUUGAUAUGUGAUUUACUUUUACUUUUAAGAAAUUCAAGUUGGCCACCUUUUCAAGACCAUUUACUGAAAACUUCUUGGACUGCUUCUUUGAUAAAUACCCCAAAAUUUUGAUUUAAGAAGAAUGCGUACUGCAUUUAAACAUUGACUUUGGAGUGAUUUGUAAAAAUGAUUCUAGAUUUAAGAGGACUGGAUAGACUCUAACAAGAAACACAAACUGUACUUGCACUCUAGUCCCAUAAUGCUCUGACUUAAUUUAUUCAUGAAGUGGGUAGAGUGUAAUGUUUGAUUCAAAAUGGAGGCUUUCACAACAGUUAAAAUUCAUCCUCUUGUUUGUAUUUGAAAUUCCAUUGUGGACAAUAUUACACAGUUACAGGGUGUAGUCUGUUUAGAAUCCGUAGUUUGUUGGUAUCAGUUGCAGUAGAGAUGUGGGCAUUGUGUCACUCGCAAAUGGGCACCACUUCAGAUCACCCUGUUCAUAUAAAGGCCAGAAGGCACAAUCACUGUUUCAGAUAAAAAAAAAAAAAAGAAAAACUAGAAAUGUGUUUGUUUGGUCUUAACAAUAAACUGAGACAAUCACCUUACAGUCACCACAAAAAAAAUAAUUGAUUAUGAACUUUGGUAUAAAACUUUUUUUUUUUGUAAUAUACAUGUAUGAAUUGUUCAUUGAGUUUUUAUAUUAUUUUAAUUUGCUGCUAAGUACAGAUUAGAGACAGGCAAAGAUAAUUUAUGGCAAAGUGUUUAAAUUGUUUAUACAUAAAUAAAGUCUCUAAAACUCCUGUGAA